UCGUCGGGGUGGUCCGGUCCGUCUGUCCUCCUCCUUCCCAGACCCUGCCCUCUCUUCCUUCAAAUCUCCUAAAUGUCUCAAUUUCUACCCUUCAACGUCCAUUUUACUUCAAAACUACACAAUUUCACCCUCAGCUGAAGCAGGAUUUUGUGUCUCCUCGUCAUCCUCGCCCCUCCUUCCCUUCCACGUUGGGACCGCCAGGUUGAAACGGUUGAUCGAGUCGACGAGCGAAAGCAUGACAGAUAAGCACGGCAUGUCGGCGGGCGGCGGCGGCGACGACGCGGGCGGCAUCAUGGCGCUGCUGGACCGCGUGGCGGGCCUCAUGGACACCGUCCAGGCCACGCAGCAGCGCAUGGAGGAGCGGCAGCUGGAGCUGGAGGGCACGGUGAAGACCAUCCAGGCGGAUAUCGUCAAGCUGACCAGCGAGCAUGCCAACACCAGCUCCACCGUCGACCGGCUGCUGGAGAAGACGCGCAAGGUCAGCCGUCACAUCAAGGAUGUCAGGGUGCGCGUGGAGAACCAGAACGUCAGGGUCAAGAAGGUGGAGGCCACCCAGGGAGACCUCCUCGCCAAGAACAAGUUCAGAGUGGUCAUUUACCAGGGUGACCAGGAAGUGAAGUCCGUCACACCAGGGAACGAGCCAGCAGAGUCUGGCGGCGGCGCCGGAGCCCGGGCCGACGUGGAGCCGGAUAAGUUCGAGCUCCCUCCAGAGUCGGACGAGGAGUACAUGGUGGUGGAGGAGGCGGACUCCUCGGCGGCCGGCCGCAUGAAGAAGUCGGGGCUGACGCGCAUCGAGAGCUUCAAGGCCACCUUCUCCAAGGAGAACAUGACCAAGACCCGCGAGAACCUGGGCUCCAAGGUCAACAAGUUCGGAGAGCGCAUCGUGACGGCCGAGAGACGGGAGAAGAUUCGCCAGUCCGGCGAGAGGCUGAAGCAGUCGGGCGAGCGGCUGAAAGAGACCAUCACCAAGAGCGUCCCGGCCAAGCUCAACCUGAAGAAGGAGAGGACUGUGGCAGAGGGCCAGGAGGGAGCAGAGGGCGGCGCCGAGGGAGGCGUGCCCGUACCGCCACCGAAGGGGCGCAAGAGCAGCCCGCUCGCCGCCAGGGGAGCCGGCGACGAGGGCAAGGCGGAGGAGUCCGAGGUGCCGAUGUACGACAUGAAGCAGCUAUCGUAAGUCAGCAGAGGGAAAUGAGACCGGGGCCGGUUUCUUUGGACUUCUGAGACCUCACAGAGCGAAGGAAGGAAGGAAGAGUCCGGGUUGGAGCUGCCAUGUGGAGCCAAUCUGACUCAGCAUCAAGACGAUAACAACCACCAGAUUCCUAAGAUCCUUUGUAUUUCUAACAGACACGUACGGUCCUGAACACUUACUAUCCGAUCAGCCACAUAUUUAUAUGUGAAGUCUUUUUUUUUUCUCGUUUUGUGUUCAAUAAACACUGACAGAUGAACAGAGUUCAGAAAGUCUCCACCAAGCUUCUCGCCUCAUACUGCUGCUGUUCACACGUUUGCAUGCAUUGAGAUUGAAAUGUCAGACGAAUCGGCUGUGAUGGCUUUAAGGUACGUUUGGUUUCUGUAAAACGCUGGAAAAUAAGAGAAAGGUGAAAUAAUAAAAAGGUUUAUGUCAGAGGAGUCGCUGAAGAUCAGGAGAUUGAAAUGGACUUUGUGUUUGAAGGAAACAGUCUCAGACAAGUGAAGGAUCCAGCAUUGAUCUGUAACCGUCACAGAUAAGAAGAAGGCCCAUGAAUAUCUUCAGUUUGUGUUUUCUACUUGAACGUCAUCAACUCUGUUGAGAAAUCGCCAAAAUACAUGUGAGUCAACCUCAUUAAAGGCCUUUAAAAUGCAAGAAGAGCAUGAAUAUAUUUAUAUCCAGUGUUGGUGCAAGUCACUGAACGUCUGCAACUCACAUCACUUCACUAGUUAAUGCAGACAGAAACCUUCUUCAUGGGAAAACACCUGCUGGGUUCCUUUAAAAGGUUUCCCUCACUUUAUCCUGUCUUAAUAAUGCAUGCAUUGCUGUGAAUGCCGGUCGGUGCCAGCAGGGGGCUAAUGCUACCAGGUAGGGUGGGACAUGUUUUUCGUUGAUGUCAGGACGACUGUAUUAGUUAGGCCUCAAUGAAUUUUUCCUCUGAGUAACAGGAUUUUAGUGAAAUAACAACAUAUUAAAGGAAAGGCUAAAGCUGAUCAGCCAUGUGAAUGUUUAUUGAAAGGUUGCUGUGAUACAUUAGCUGAGCCAUCAGCACUGUGCGGGUCAGCUAACGCUGAGAAGAAGAUGCUCUAAAUGCAACAGACCGCUACCAACUGAAGUCAGAGGUCACGUGAUCCAUGUUCAUGCCGCCAUAUUGGAAGACAAACCAUGAGAGAGAAAGAGGAGGACGUCAUGGAGAUUGUCCUAUAAUUGUAAUUAUGGUUCACUUUUGUGCAGUCGUAAUCUGCUCAAACAGGGCGGAGCAUGAUGACAAGAAAUCCUUCAACUGGAUUCCCUGUUUUAACCAACCAGAAAGACAAAUGAAAAGAGCUCAGAACAAAGAGAUAGAGGGAACGGAUUGUCAAAAGCUCAUGGGAGGCCCUGGCGGUACAUCGGCAGCAACCCGCCGGGCUCCUGUUGUCCUUACUGCUACCCCCACCCCAAGGAGAGUCAAGGUGCAUAUGUAACACGGGCAGCUCUGAGACUUGCACAGUUCACCGGCGGCCGC
Messenger RNA from Salarias fasciatus (jewelled blenny), 2690 nucleotides. RefSeq names its product caveolae associated protein 4b (gene cavin4b). Gene Ontology annotation, biological process: regulation of gene expression. The record is from RefSeq and is a predicted model, not a curated record. The coding region runs from base 236 to 1174 and encodes 312 amino acids. The transcript is spliced from 2 exons. NCBI's taxonomy places the organism in Eukaryota, Metazoa, Chordata, Actinopteri, Blenniiformes, Blenniidae. Gene Ontology annotation, cellular component: cytoplasm; caveola.